This is a messenger RNA of Esox lucius (northern pike), 1854 nucleotides long. Its product is annotated as purine nucleoside phosphorylase-like. The transcript has 6 exons. Gene Ontology annotation, biological process: nucleoside metabolic process. Gene Ontology annotation, molecular function: purine-nucleoside phosphorylase activity. NCBI's taxonomy places the organism in Eukaryota, Metazoa, Chordata, Actinopteri, Esociformes, Esocidae. Gene Ontology annotation, cellular component: cytoplasm. The record is from RefSeq and is a predicted model, not a curated record. The coding region runs from base 279 to 1163 and encodes 294 amino acids.
UCCAUGACCAUAGACCGGAGACACAAGCGCGAAGCAUCCUAACUGUUCAGAUAACGAUUACCAUACAGUCGCAUUUUAAAUUAUUUUUAUUAAGACGGAAGUUUAAGACGGUAUAAUAUAACAACUGCUAACUCUUAAAUUCAUUUAUUUGCAAUAUUUUAUUAGUUUCCCACGGAUUUUACCGUCAGUAAGAUAAAAACUUCUGCGGUUUGAGACAACCGAUAAAUUGUUUCUUUUGAGAGGAUAAAAACAAGCCUACAUACCAUUUAAGAUUCAGAAUGUUUCCAGACUCAAGCACCGGGUACAGCUAUGAGGACUGCCAGGCCACAGCAGAUUGGCUCUUGGCCCAGGCUGCAGUUCGCCCUCAGGUGGCCAUCGUGUGUGGUUCAGGAAUGGGAGGUCUCGCUGAUACACUGAAGGACCAGGUGGCCUUUAACUACAAGGACAUCCCCAACUUCCCGCUGAGCACAGUGCCCGGUCAUGCUGGACGCCUGGUGUUCGGGACACUGAAGGGAAGGCCAUGCGUUUGCAUGCAGGGACGUUUCCACCUGUAUGAGGGAUACCCCGUCCAGAAGAUCACCAAGCCCAUGCGUAUCUUCGCUUUGCUGGGCGUUGAGACGGUCAUCCUGACCAAUGCUGCUGGAGGCCUGAACCAGGACUUCAAGGUGGGAGACAUCAUGAUCAUAAAAGACCAUCUGAACAUAGCCGGCUUCGCUGGCAACCACCCGCUGGUUGGACCUAACGACGAUAGAUUCGGUGUGAGGUUCCCCUGUAUGUCCGAUGCUUACGACAGAGACUUGCAGCAGCUGGCUCUGGAUGUGGGACAGGAUCUGGGCUACGGUGACUUCCUGCGCGAUGGCGUGUACUGUGUCGUGGGCGGGCCCUCUUUUGAGACCAUCGCCGAGUGUCGCAUGCUGCACAAACUGGGAGCUGAUGCUGUUGGAAUGAGCACUGUGCAUGAGACCAUCGUGGCUCGUCACUGUGGAAUGCGCGUGUUCGCACUGUCCCUGAUCACCAACAAGGCCGUGAUGGAGUACGACAGCGAGGAAAAGGCCAACCAUGAAGAAGUCCUGGAGACGAGCCGGGUGCGUGCCAGCCAGCUGGAGAAAUUUGUGUCCAACCUGGUCUCCAGGAUAAAGCCCAGCAAGCUCAGCAACUCCUGAACAAAUGAAUGGAAUCAACCACCAAACCCAUAGAAGUAGAAUUCCUGGAUCAAGAAAUUCCACAAUCAAGUAAAUGGGUUUGAUACAGAAGGAGCAGUGGCGAAACCCUGUUCAAAUGUUUUCUUGAAGAUAUAGACCCUAGUGACCCACAUUUGAAACAACACUGCCUCACAUGAGAGCUGUGUUAAAAUUGGUCAGUUGCUGUACAGGUCUUUUUAUAAAACGGUCUUCCAAUAAUCUAAACCUGAAAAUGUACAUCCCUGCAUUGAGCAGCUCCACAGCCUGUCAACUUUUUAAAUUGAAUUGUUGCCUAUUAGAAAUUCAUAUUUAUUCCUAUUAGAAAUUCAUAUUUAUUCCUAUUAGAAAUUCAUAUUUAUUCCUAUUAGAAAUUCAUAUUAACUUAACUUAAUAUGUAUCUGCAUUUGUACAUGUCUUAAUUUAACUUAGAACCCAAUUUAUUGCACUUUUUAUUGAAGCUGCUGACGUAAAUGAUAGAAUUUUUUAUAUGAAAGUGGUUACUGAAGUUUGUAUUUAUUUUUGUGAUCAAAUCUUCUGCCCAGAAAAGUAGUAACUGUUGUAGUAUUUCAUAUUACAAAAAUCUGUAGUUAAGUUUAACCAUGCUCCAAACCCAAAUUGACAUGCCCUGUUAUUCAUUUUCUGCUCAAUAAAUUUUUUAUUGAAGUUUUGUAAA